Perca fluviatilis (European perch) is the source of this 4911-nucleotide messenger RNA. RefSeq names its product neurocan core protein-like. Bases 418 to 4896 code for a protein of 1492 amino acids. Lineage: Eukaryota; Metazoa; Chordata; Actinopteri; Perciformes; Percidae. The record is from RefSeq and is a predicted model, not a curated record. Gene Ontology annotation, molecular function: calcium ion binding; hyaluronic acid binding. The transcript has 17 exons. Gene Ontology annotation, biological process: cell adhesion.
UUCUUCCACUCUUCCUCUCGUAAUCUCUCUCUCUCUCCCUCUCAGGCUUUCCCUAUUCUCACUUCCUCCAUCUACACCUCCCAUUUCUCUCUUUGUGUCACCGCCCCCCACCCCCCCUCUCUCUCUCUCCGGCACUGGGCGUCGUAUUAUCAGGGGAGGUAUACGGCCAUGUGUGCCCCUCCCUCCUUGUCUGGAUAAUAGCGGGUGUGAAGUGGAUUUGAACUUGCAGCCGCUGCUGAGAGGUGGAAGAGGUCCGAGCUGCACACAUCUGUUAGAGAGGAGCUGCUGGAACAAGCCUGUCGCACUCGGUUGGCUUUGGGAAAUUUCUUUUGGAAGAGUUUGAAGUGAUAAAACUAACCACAGCAACUGGAUCUUUGGGGUCUGUUUUUUCUUCUUAGGAUUAAAGAUUGUGUUGAGAUGAUUCCACACGUCCUCACACACCUGCUCUGCUUCGUGUGUCUGAGCGCUGCUCGUCCUCAACCAGGAUCCUGUUUUCCAGCGCCGCCACCCUCGAUGACCAUGCAGAAGAACCCGCCUGCUUCGACCGGCUCUCUGGCCGGCCGGGUGGUGCUGCCGUGCCACUUCUCCAUCGCGCUGCCGCUUCCCCCCAGCAGUUCGCCACACGCUCCGUCAUACCCCGCACGACCCCCAGCUCCUCACACCACCCCGAGUCCCGCAGAGGAGCUGAGGAUCAAGUGGUCGAAGCUGGAGGAAGCGGAGGAGAAGGUGGUACUGGUGGCGCAGGGGGGCGUGGUAAAGGUGGGGCAGGACUACAUGCACAGGGUGACGGUGCCCGGCCAGCCGCUGUUGCUAGGCGACGCCUCCCUGGUGAUGGAGCGGCUCCGGGCGAGCGACGCGGGGCUUUACCGCUGUGAGGUGAUGCACGGGAUGGAGGACACCCAGGACACCGUCACACUCAACGUCACCGGUGUGGUGUUUCACUACAGAGCCAACAGCAGCCGCUACACUCUGGAUUUUCCUGUCGCUGUGGAGGCGUGCAGAAACGCAGGAGCAUCCAUCGCUACGCCCGAACAACUCACUGCUGCUUUUGAGGACGGCUUGGACCGCUGUGAUGCAGGCUGGCUCGCCGACCAGUCAGUAAGAUACCCAAUCACAUUGCCCCGUCCCGGCUGUGAAGGUAAUCUGAUGAGCAGACCCGGGGUGAGAACGUACGGCGUCCGCGACCCUGCGGAGAAAUACGACGUGUACUGCUACGUCGAUAAAAUACAAGGCGACGUCUUCUACCCCCCCUCCGUCAGAGAUAAGCUCACCCUGCAGCAGGCCCGAGACGAGUGCGUGAAGCACGACGCCGUGUUGGCGUCUCCCGGUCACCUGUACGCAGCCUGGAGGUCCGGGCUGAACCGCUGCGACUACGGCUGGCUGUCGGACGGCAGCGUGCGCUACCCGGUCACCGUCCCCAGGCCUCAGUGCGGAGGAAACCAGCUCGGGGUUCGCACGCUCUACAAGUAUGAAAACCAAACCGGCUACCCAAACCCCAACGACAGGCACGGACUUUUCUGCUUCAAGGCUAAACUUCCAGAGCCAACUACCACAAGUCCACCGACGACCCGGGUUGAAAUUCAAACGAGAACCCCAGAUCCUGUCCCAUAUUCACCAACAGAGGGCCCGCACUUAGACCCCCACACUUCCCCUUACACCACAGCCUCCGGGACCCCCACCUCCACCCCCACCUCCACAUCAGACGACUACGAUGUUCGGGAUUUUGACUCAGCCAAUGUAGAGUCGGUGCCAGGUAGAGGAGACAAUUUGCUCCCCAUGGAGCUCCCUCCCUUGCCCACCGCCCACUCUCAGCCACCGCGCCUCGACAUCUCCCAGGGGGGAGACGAGGGAGGCCAGGGGGGGGCGGGCCGCAGCAGCAGCGAUGACGUCUCGAGUGGGACCCCGACACAGACACAGGUUUGGGCGGAAACCACAUCAAGACCAAGUUGGUUUCUUGGAGCUACCGCUGAGUCGGAGCUGGGGGUGGAAACUUCGAAGCCGUCACAGGUGCUAGAGAUCACCACAGAACGGGCCACCCCUGCACCGGGUUGGGAAACCACAUCGGGACCGUCGCAGCUUCAAGGGAUCACUCCGGAGGUCAACAGCCCAGAGCCAGGCCUGCCGGCCGGGAGCAGAGACAUGGGCGAACAAACAGCGGUUGUUUUCAAAGAGGAUGUCACCCCUGGAACCACAUCUGCGUUUGACCUCGACCAAUCACCGGCCGUUCUUGUAGAUGGGCAGUCUUCAGCCAAACUCCAUCUCAUCAUCGUUAAUGUGCACGAAAAAAACCAAUCAGUUGAAAACAUCCUGGACAUCUUGAACCGGCCGCAGAUGGUCGGCUUCCCUCAGAUCACUGACCUGUCACAGCUGAGAAGCGAGGCGGUCCAGGGCAGCGAGGCGGUCCAGGGCAGCGAGGCGGUCCAGGGCAGCGAGGCGGUCCAGGGCAGCGAGGCGGUCCAGGGCAGCGAGGCGGUCCAGGGCAGCGGAGAUGUGGAUUCUCUCGAGGUUUCUCCCAUCAACCUGCCUCCAACUGUCAGCUUCGUCAAUGGGAAACACGAGGUGACGUUAGAGUCGGGGCUGCCGGAGGAAGCCCGAGGAGAUCAGUUUGAGACGGCCACACCUGUUCGGGUAGAUGAGUUGGAAGAAAAGGAAGAAGACACGGAGAAGGAGAGCGCGACUCCCUUUGACUACAGUGUCAUAGAAACCCACACAGAGGAGACACCAGAAAAAGAGACACCCACAGAAGAGACAAGUGACAAAGUCCCUCAUCCUACAGACAUGAACCCGGACGUAGUAACAGACCUGGGCGUCGAUGUCUUUACUACCUCAGAGGCAGUCAAAUCUCAAGACCCAGGUGAUCAGACGGCAACAACGACCCCUUAUGUAGCCCCCGUCUCGUCCCCAUUGGACUCGGCUACCCCCGGCGUCUCCACCUACGAGGACACGGAAGGCUCUGCGAGCCGCGGCGCUGACGACAAGGUCGCCGGCGUGCAGCAGGAGGGCUCUGCGGACGACGCUUCGCCCACGCCGGCUGCAGGCGCCGUAGUCAUGACCGACGAGACCGAAAUCGGCGGGACGGAGCUUCCAACUGUCAUCCCCGACAUGCAGUCCCAGGAAACCACCGCGCAAACGCAAACGGAAGACUUUGAGGCGUCUGGCUCUGGGGAAGACGAAGCUUCGGGAUCAGGACAAGGCCCGGCAGAGACGCCCCGGUUAACCACUACGCCACCGCCGGUUUAUUCCACCCGUCACACCCAGCGGCCUCAAACUUCGGCGAGUUCAACAGACACAGAAGUGCCUCUAGUUUUACCGGUGGUCGACACGGUCACCGAUGCAGACUCAGGUGCGGAGCAGCUGUCCGGACAGGGGGAGGUUUCUGGGGAUCAGGGCGCUCCGGUUGGCCAUCCCAGAGAGGUCACUGUUACUGUUUCACCAGAUGUGGCAGCUGUGGCUUUUGGACACCAAACCACGCUCACCACAGACACAACCUCACAACCAAGCUCACCAAAAUAUCCCUUUGCUGCCACAGAUACGAAAGAUCCCGCUUUUAUCGCAGAGCUUCACGGAGAACAGACUGAGCAGUCCACCUCAAGCUCCCCGCGGUACGUAAGCCAGCCGACGCUCUCCACUACUUUGCCCUUGUACACUUUCGACCACGACACCCACUCCGUCCCGCAGUGGGCUCUGAUCCCUGACCCCGCUGCCACGCCCCUACCCGAGGAAGAGUUUGUGGACUACGACAAAGAGUUGGCGCCUAUUCUGCCGGAGUCGCCACCUCAGAAGCCAGACGAAACCCUCUCCACAGAGCAACCGGAGAACGACACGUUCUCGGCUUAUUCUGUGGAGGCGAGCACUGUGAACGUCGGAGAUUUCCUGCCAUGCUCGAGCAGUGUGUGUCAGAACGGAGGUUCCUGCUUCAAAAGAAAAGCCCAAAAUAUCUGCUUCUGUGCACCUGGAUACACCGGGCAGCACUGUGAAACUGAUGUGGAUGAGUGCCACUCUAACCCCUGUCUGAACGGAGCCACCUGUCUGGACGGAGUCGGCUCCUUCACCUGUCUCUGCCUGCCCAGCUACUCCGGAGAGCUCUGUGAACAAGACACUGAGGUCUGUGGAUUCGGUUGGCAGAAGUUCCAGUCCCACUGCUACAAGUACUUCUCCCACCGCCGGACGUGGGACGCUGCCGAGAGGGAGUGCCGGAUGCACGGCGCCCACCUGGCCAGCAUCCUGUCGCAGGAGGAGCAACUCUUCGUCAAUCGUCUGGGCAGCGACUACCAGUGGCUCGGCCUCAACGACAAGAUGUUCGAGAGAGACUUCAGGUGGACGGAUGGCAAGCCGAUGCAAUACGACCACUGGAGGCCGAACCAGCCCGACAGCUUCUUCCAGUCGGGAGAGGACUGCGUGGUGAUGAUCUGGCACGAGGGCGGCCAGUGGAACGACGUGCCCUGCAACUACCACCUGACUUUCACCUGCAAGAAGGGGACAGUCUCAUGUGGGCAGCCCCCUGUGGUGAAGGAUGCUCGCAUGUUUGGGACCGUGAAGCCUCGCUACGAGAUCAAUACCCUGCUCCGCUAUCACUGCAAACAGGGCUUCAUCCAGAGACACGCCCCCACGAUACGCUGCCGGGCCAACAGCCAAUGGGACACGCCCAAAGUCACCUGCACAAGCCCCGCGACCUACCACAAGUCGCUCACUCUCCGGCGCCGCAACAAGCAGAACAACGAGCAACCAAACCGGCACCAUAGCAAUCACAUCCAUCACGCCGCGACUCACCAGAAACCCAAUCAAAACCAAGAGCAGCAGCAGAGUUACAACUUCUUUCAACGCUUCUGGAACCCUUUCCAGAGGGAGAAGAGGCAACAGCCGCAAACACACAGCGGGGAUCAGAAGAGACACUGAUUUAGAGGGUUCAAG